UAUUGUAAGCAUGUCACCUUAUCGGAUAAGGACAUCAAGAGUGCAGUACGUGUCGAUAACUUAUGACCGAUAGACACCUAUCUAAUUACACAGUAGGCGGGGUUCAUCUGCAAGCAGAAGGUGGCUUUUUAUGCGAUGGUAGUAAAACCGCCACCGGGAAUGAUAAAAGGAGUUCAUAUUUGCCUGACCCUGAUUGCAAUAUCUGCAAGUGCUUUCGGGAACGUUCGUUUAUCUCGAAACAAUGGACUCGCUGCAGGUUUCAGUCCUAAAAGUUACACUCCUUGCCACAAGACGGUUUUAAGUGAUCCCCGCUGCUUUAAGGUGAUUGAACAUCAAACUGUCUACGUGAUGCAAUGUGGGCCAGGAACUUACUUUAACAACCGGACAUGUAGCUGUGAUCUAUACACCUCAAAUUUGCCUCACCACCUGGCACCAGUAAAUUGCCAGCAACUCUACAAGGCGAUUACCUCAAGCGCCCAUCCAGAUCACCAAAGCAUGUUGUCUUGCACGUCCGGUGCAUAUACACAUUUGGAGAGAGUCAAAACGCAACACCAUUGUGUGACGUCCGACUCGAUGUGGAGUCGUUUACAAUUUGUGAAGACCCAUGAUUCCAUCGACUGCAUGAAGAAGAUAAUAUCGGAGAUGAACGAUUACUAUGGUUCUUGGAAUGUCCAGAACGGACAUUCGCCCUGUACCUGUAACGGUGUAAAGACCUUCAUCAAGUGGCCCACAGAGGAUACAUCUCGAUGCUACUACCAUGACUCAAAUUUCAACCAUAUGUACAGAACUGUAUUUGGUAGUAGAGACACACACAACACAAAUACAUAUGGGAGACGAUGUGCUAGUCACAAUACUAUGUGGAGCUACCUGGAUGCUGUGUCUAAGGCCCACACAUCUACUGACUGUCUGGAACUACUGGUUCAAAUCAUGACGGAAGCUUACCACAAUAUUGGUGCCAAUGAAAGCUGUUCCUGCCAAGAGAACGAUCACCAUGUCGCAACGACAACAACUUUACCAGCCCUUCAUAACAACGACUAUUGCCGCCACUACUCUUCUUACCAAGAUAUUCACAAUCUUAUUCACCACGACCAAUGUCUGUCAGACCAAACAGCAUUUCAAAAAUUGAGUGCGUUGGUUUAUUCUGGAUCAAGAACUAGAACCUGUGCCGAGCAUCUCGUGUCUGAUAUGUACGUUGUGUUCGGGAAGAUGGCACAAACACCAAGUAACUGCUCAUGUUCAGCUGCGACCCAUCUAUCACACUUUGACCCCCUUGGGACAUGCGUACACAUUCCGAUAUAUGAAGAAAUUACUAGUAAAUACGUGUAUAGUAGUCACCACUACCCUACCCAACAUGGACACACAACUGCACCGUGUAACACCCACCAUAGCAUAUGGAGCUCACUCUACAGCCUAUUGAGAACGGACUCAACUUGCCUCCAUGAUGCCAUACUGAAGAUCGCGUCAAGAAGUCACACUGAAGCGUGCUCUUGCCAUACAGCUACCAGUACCCCGGCACCACACCAUAGUCACUCUGUAAACUGUCAUGAAUAUUCGGGAUAUAAGGAGUUGAUGGCAGUGUUGUCGACGGAUAUGUGUGUUAGUUACACGAAAGUGUGGGGUCCAUUAAAAAUCCUUGGGUCACAGCGUCAGAGUUGCCUUGUAGAAGCUAUAAAAGAAAUGGCAGGAAGGUUCAAUCAUUUUGACAGAAAAACUUGUUCAUGUUCCCAUAACGGGACGUAUGAUUUGGUAUUCCGUAACGUACAUGGAGGACAUUACCAGGACUGUAAAGAUAACUUCCGCAGUACUUACACAGCUCUGCUCACCAAUGUUCUCGGUCACCAUCCGACCACAACAGGAAGUCAAGGGCAAUGUAUGACUCAUCAAACAGUGUGGGCACAGCUUCACUUAUUGGCAGGGACUACCAGUCGAACCUACUGUCUCAUGGAUCUUAUCAACCAUCUAGCUUUGUCGACUCAUAGUCAUACUGACACGUGCGCUUGUCAUCCUGUACAUGUAACCGUACCUACAACACCUAGGCCUGUGACGAUCCACCCUACGUCACAUCCAACCACUACUCAGGCUGCAGUGACAGUUAACUCAUGCCAGAAGUUGGAAACCCUCAUAGCCCUUGCCCAUAAUUCGUACCUUGUGGACAACGCUGCCCCAUGUCCAUCAGGGGGACAUUCGAAAGCUGAGGCGACGGUGGUAGACCUCUGCAGUGCCCCAGCAUCUAUAUCCUGGCAUAAGGGAUAUAAUGUAUUAGACCACUGUAAGGAUAUCCCACAGUAUUCCGCAAUAGCUGCGUUUGCGGGAAACAUUUACCUCGGUGAUGGAUUGGCUGGUAUUUUCAUAUCGUGUAACACCACAACUAUCAAGAUAGCAACUCAGCGCUGUGAUCACCCUAUGGAGGUUCUUACUGUUGUGAGAGGUUCAAGAGACCAGUAUACACACAUGGCGGAGAAUUAUUACACCAUACAGUGGUGAACUUUCUUGGAAGUCAUUGAAAGUAAAAACAAAAUAUGUCAUUUA
This is a messenger RNA of Pecten maximus, 2529 nucleotides long. RefSeq lists its product as uncharacterized. The record is from RefSeq and is a predicted model, not a curated record. Lineage: Eukaryota; Metazoa; Mollusca; Bivalvia; Pectinida; Pectinidae. The coding region runs from base 136 to 2484 and encodes 782 amino acids. The transcript is spliced from 32 exons.